UAUGACCAGCAGGUACUCCUUACGGAUUUCCUUAGAUGUUUGCCUUCAGAUUUUUUUUUUUUUUCCCUAUUGGAUAUUCACCUUUCUUUCAUGAUGAAAACAAAAUUCUGAAUCUUCUCAUUCUGUAGAUAAAAGUUUGCUCAAGCAAGUAUUCAAUCAAUUUAACGGAAGAUUUUUAGUAGAGGGGCAGAGACGGAGGGCGUCUGGCCCCCCCUGCGUACAAGCGUAAUCGUGGUGGGGGGUGCGCGAAGCAUGCCCCUGGUGUUUCGGACCAGGGAAACACCUCGGGCCAGUAGGAGUUUUAGCCGCUCUUACUCGCGCUGAAGUGGUAUCGUUGCCUUCCCCACUUCAGACGUUGGCCAAGGCUAGUGAUCUAGGUAUCGCCCCGCAGACACAUUGAGACCCACCGACGCUCUAUUCGAGAGAUGUGUCUGAGGCCGUAGCGGAGUUAGAGACUGAGUGGUCAGGGAAGGACCCCAGGGACUCUUGGGCGAUGAUCAGUAGAGGUCCAAAGGGUGAACAUCUCGUGGUGGAGGUUGAUGUAGGUGGCCGCAAAGUUGGCGCCUCUGCAGACAUAGGCUCUACACGGAACUUCAUCAGUCGUGCUUGUGUGGAUAGACUGCGCUUAGGGGACCAAGUGCAGCGGCUUAGCAGAAUUGUAGCUUCUACGCUGGCCAACAAGCACCAAAUGUUGGUAAAAGACUAUGUCAAGGACGUAGUCUGUACCUUCUCCUAUGGAGGAGGGGAAGUGAGCCAUAAAAUCUUCUUACUGGUUAGCGACGAACUGCCGUUUGAUAUGCUCUUAGGCAUGUACUACCUCGAGAUCGCGCAACCUCAGUUUGACUGGGAUAGAAAGGUGUUGAUCCACAAAUUGCCCAAUGGUAGAACUGUUAGAUUGCAGAAGUUCAAAGCUAGCAGUCUGAUAGAAAACUACGGGUGCAUGUGUGCAUCGUCUUUCUAUAACUAUUAUAAGCAGAAUCGUGAGGAGGGCAUCUAUCUUGUCUUUGUCUCUGAGAAAGGGGAGGCCGUUAAAACACCCCCAGAGAUAGAAUCAGUCGUCGCACAAUAUUCAUACCUUUUUGAGGAGCCCACGGGUGUGGUAGAAAGGGAGGUUGUCCAUACAAUAGAGGUUGUCCCAUGUAGUAAGUGUGGGCCCCCGCAAACUCUUGUGAGUGAUUGGGACACUAGGUUCAUAAGCGCAGAUUGGAAGGACUUCACCUCCCAGAUAUACGACAUCAAACUCAAGAUGACGUCUGGCCGACAUCCCGAAGCCAAUGGACUGGCUGAGGAGGUUAACCAGACUGUGAUCCAACUUCUCCGAGCUCUAAUUGUGCCUGAUCAGAACUCUUGGGAUGAGGAAUUGCCAAUUGUGCAGGGAUUGUAUAACAACUCCAUGCACUCCUCCACCGGGAUGACACCUAAUCUGUUGCACCUCGGUUGGCAAAUUCGCAAUUCUCUAUCCUACCUGUUUCCUGACCAGCCACCUGGCCUGACACCUGGCCAGCCAGGCUACAGUGAUAAGUAUGAUCGUUUGCUCAAAGUUGCUGUCACAGCUAUGGAGAAGUGACGCAGUGCCAUGAUCAAACAUGCAAACAAAAAGCGCCAGCCCGA
Messenger RNA from Chara braunii, 1611 nucleotides. The record is from the annotation of a GenBank genome assembly. NCBI's taxonomy places the organism in Eukaryota, Viridiplantae, Streptophyta, Charophyceae, Charales, Characeae.